GUCGUUUCGACGAUGAUUCCGGCAUUUCAGUUGAUAUCCGACGCCGGCGACGCUCUGAUGACGCUCGACAAUCGCGGAUCGACGAUCUAGAUCGAGUCGACAAUCUUAACAUGUUUACCGAGAGGAUAGCGCGAGUGUUGUUUCCACUGAUUUUUCCGCGCGAUUAACACUCGAAGAAAUUUGGAAAAUUUACUUUGACAGUGAGUGAAAGUUUGACGGUGUUGUAGUGAGCAUGUGGUGGGUUUAUUUCCAAGGAUUCAUCCUCGUGGCGGCCGCUGGGAGAGAAAGCUACGAGAGGAUAGCAUACUUCUGGCACAUCACCGACAUUCACUUCAACCCCCACCACGGAGACGCAAAAAAAGGAUGUGGUCGCUCCGAGUAUGACAGCGUUUCAUCAACGAGGAACCAAAGAAGAUCAAUGGGCAAAUACGGGGACUACACCUGCGACGCUCCGUGGGAGCUUAUAGAAUCCGCUUCCAAAACCAUGAUGAAUAGACAAAACGACAACGUAGAUUUCGUCCUGUGGACGGGGGACGCCCUUUCCCACAACAAUGCCAAAAAAUUGCACGAAAACGUCAAACUGCAGCUGCUACAGAAUUUGACCGACUUGCUAAUGAAGACUUUCAGUUCUCAGUUCGUCUUCCCAGCGUUGGGCCAUGAUGAUCCCAUGGCGAAGAAAGAACUGGGAAAAAUGUGGAGUCGAUGGUUACCUACAGACUCUAUGCACACUUUUGCCAAAGGUGGGUACUACAUGAUCGACCGCAAAAUGCUGCGUCUACAAAUCAUCGUUUUGAAUACGAACCUCAUGAGAAGAGGCGACAACGACGAGGAGGCGACGGAACAAUGGAGGUGGCUGCAUACCGUGUUAGAGAAGUUUCAACUGGACCGUAAAACGGUGUACCUCGUCGGUCACAUGCCUCCGGGAUCUCACGAACGCCAGAGGGGAUUCCCGCAGGCUCACGCGGCCCAUUUGGUCUACACAGAUUACCAUAACAGAAAGUACCUGGAGCUGGUGCGGAAGUUCGCCGACAUCAUCGUCGGACAGUUUUUCGGACACCUGCACUCGGACACCUUCAGGGUCAUCUACGGGGAAAGAGGGCGGCCGGUGUCCUGGGCCCUCCUCGCCCCGUCCAUUACGCCGAAGAGGUCUUCAGAAGGGGCCAACAACCCCGGCUUAAGGAUAUACAAAUUCGACAAAGACACGGGCCAGGUAUUGGACUACACUCAGUACUAUCUGGACCUGUCUCAAGCCAAUUCGAAAUCCAAAGGUGAAGCGAACUGGUCGAUAGAAUACACUUUUAGCUCGUAUUAUGGGAUAAGCGAGAUAACACCAAACACUUUGCACCAGCUGGCGGACAAAUUGACGGCGGUGAACCACAACACAUUCUUUGACAGAUACUACACAGCAAAUUCUGUCAAACUCUACAGCAACCCCCACCAGAGCUGCGAUGCCAACUGUGCGCACAACCACUACUGUGCUAUAACGCGUGUGGAUUACGAAGAAUUCGCACACUGUUUGAAGACUGCAGCAAGUGCUCUCGCUUCUUCUUCCUUUUUGGUUCCAGUCCCCAACCUGUCUCUAAUCGUACUCAUUUCAAUUCUUGUGAUCAUCAAAGUGUGAUAGACUCGUUAAACAUAGGCGAUUAAGUAAAUAAAAGUGUAAAAAUUAUCGUAAAGCUGUGCAACCUGUUUUUGAGUCUCUUUUAGUAAAAAUUGGUAACAUUCCGUUUCGCUGAGGAUUUCUGGUGCUACCUUUGCUCAUUGAAAAAUCAGACACCGUAAACUACUUGGAUUUUUUCUUGUACCAGCCUACUGAAACGGACUCAAGACUAUGUAAAUUUGAACUAAAUUAGAAUUUAUGGAAUUGGUACUAUUAAAUUUUAUGGAUGAGCGGAUGCACUAUUUAUCUAAAAUAUUUUUAUAUCGAUGCAGUGUAAAUAUAUAAAACGUAUAAAACGCAAAGGUAUAAAUGCAUCUAACAUCAAAUUGUAAUAUAAAGCUUUUUAUGUGACGUUUUUAAAGGGACAACUUUCGGUGCGACCCUCCUCUAAAAAAACGUUUUUGAAUCAAGCUAAAGCCGCGCCGUUUUUAAAAAUACCCCAUAAAUAAUCUGUGUUUCCGUGGUUUAAAAACUAAUCCUUGUUACCCUCUCAAAACAGAGUUUAUAUUUACGAGAAUCCUGCCAGGAUGUGUAAGGAUUAAAAUUGCAAGAUGUGUUCUUGUGUGAUAACGUACUACAAUUUAGGUAAACGAUUUCAUGUAUUUUUAUAUCAUUUAAACGUUCUAAAAUGUAUAUAACGAUGUAAGGAUUGUUGGAUGCGACAAAACUGACCAAAAUUUGCUAUUAUAUAGCACCACUAUUAUAGCUGUCUACUAUAUUAUAUAUCCUUGACUCAAUAAUUGUUAUGAAUUUUAUUAAACCUACUAUAUGUACUCGACAUUGGUGUGCCUGCGCAGCCCCGGCGUUUCGUACUUCUUAAAUACUCAUCAUCAUCAUCAUCAGUCUCGUUCUUGAAGGCACACCCUCUUAUACUCUAUCACGUGACAGCGCAUACCCGUCACGUGGUACCGUAUACAACUUUAUGUUCCCCAAACUUAUAAUAACUGUCCUUACUGUAUGUUAAUGAAACGAUGUUUUGAUACUGUGACCAUUUUUAUGCUUUUAAAAGAAAUGUAAUUAUACCGAUGCCACUGUGAAUACUUGAACUAAUUGUUGUACGUAGUUGUUAAUCU
Zophobas morio is the source of this 2733-nucleotide messenger RNA. Its product is annotated as acid sphingomyelinase-like phosphodiesterase 3b. The coding region runs from base 233 to 1621 and encodes 462 amino acids. The record is from RefSeq and is a predicted model, not a curated record. Gene Ontology annotation, molecular function: phosphoric diester hydrolase activity. NCBI's taxonomy places the organism in Eukaryota, Metazoa, Arthropoda, Insecta, Coleoptera, Tenebrionidae. The transcript is spliced from 9 exons.